Molecule: messenger RNA, 1909 nt
Organism: Owenia fusiformis
Lineage: Eukaryota; Metazoa; Annelida; Polychaeta; Sabellida; Oweniidae
Source: the annotation of a GenBank genome assembly
AUGGCUGGAAGGUCGGAGGGAUGGAUUGAUGAACGGACAGACAGAAUGAAUGAUAACAAUAGCUCACAUGGUGAACCAAUGAUGUUGAUAUCAUUUAUUUGCAUUGUACUAUUGGGGGUAACACUUCCAUCAAUAAGUGGGCAGCCCUUACCCCCAAGCUUAGGAGGUUCACCCCCUGGAGGGCUAGGAUCACCUCUUGGUACAUGUAUAGAUAUUGUGUUCCUGUAUGACAUAUCCUGCUCCAUACAAAAGGAAGACAUGCUAAGAUCUGUUGAGUUCACUAAGGCACUUCUUGACAGACUUGAUAUUAGGAAGACGAUGGAUAACACUGGCUCACGCCAGACAGAAACCAGAAUAGCAGCUGCUCUGUUUGCGAGCAAUCUUCACCAUGUAAUCCACCUGAAUGAGUUCACUGCAGAUAAGAAUGAGAUACUGGCUGCGCUUGAUAAGGUUAAAGACGCCAUAGAAAAGACUGUGGUUGAUUGCGACACCAGAACCAACAUAGGUAUAGAAGCUUUGGAGAGUACAUACUUCACAGAGGAGUAUGAUAGACGCGAGGAGGCAUUUGAUGGAAAACAGAAAUAUCCAAAUGCUGCAGUUAUAUUCACUGAUGCUAGAACGAAACCAGCGAGACACAUUAAAUUUCUUGUGGCGGAUAUAGAAAAUGUCAAAGCAGCUGGUAUCGACUUAUUUCUUGUCUUGUUACAAAACAAAUUUCAAAAGGAUGGUGAAUACAGACCACCAACUGAUGUUGAGAUCCUGACUGGUGGUGACACCAACAAGCUAUAUGACAUCAGAGGUGGAUUAGAUGACAUCAAUCAGGCAAGAGGGCUGGCUGAUUACCUAAAUAUGAACUACCAGUGUGGACUUGCCAAUGAUGACUUUUUAUUAUGUGCUGAUCUAAUCUUCGCUUAUGACGUCUCCUGUAGUAUUACCCCUGAGACAAAGGUCUUGAUGAAAUAUGUCAUGGAGAAAACAUAUAAAAUGUUAACAUCGGGAGAAGUUGGGGGAUUGGCUGAGGUAUCUGUUUCUGCAAUAGCUUUUGACCAAACUGCGAGAACACAAUUCAACAUAUCCGAUUUCACACAAGCUGGGGUUGACAGCAUUACCGAGUCUCUGGAAAACCUAGAUAUGAUGGUGGAUGAAUGCAGGACAGUUACGCAGAAUGUGUUCUAUGAGGCUCAAGUACUUGUGGAUGAUCCUGCUAAUAGAGAAAAAGCCCCAAAUUAUCUAAUCAUAUUCUAUGAUGGUUUAACGGCACCCCUACAGAGACGAAAUCAGACAAUUGCAGCAGCUAGAAAUUUCCGAGAACCAGCAGAUACUGAAAUUAUUAUGAUUCGUCUAAAUAACAAUAGAAACAAAGAUGGCACAUUAGAAUUUGAGCAAAUACCAAGCUUUAGUGAAAAUGAAGAUGUGUUUUUCAAUUUACCGAAUGAUAGGUCAAAAGGCAAUUUCCUAAAUGAGGAAAAUAAAGAUCAAAUUGUGCUUGAAUUGUUGAGUCAAUUAGAAAGAUCUUUGUGUGAAGUUUAGUAAGCAGCCUUCAUAAAAUUGCCGAUACACAAGAAAUCAAAAUAUUUUCACUACACAGACACAUCAAAUUUUCAUAUAUGGUAUAUAUAAUUUAUCGAAUUCACGAGUGAUUUUGCCAUAAAAGUCAACUCAAAGCUCAAAACUAAUCAAUUCAUUAUAUGAUUGAUGAUCUUGUUAUUGCAAUGAUAACAGAGUUUGAAUUAAUGAGCUUUAUAUGUGUACUCUGUUUAAUGUCUUUAUAAUUGGUAAUGACCAAGGACUAUCAAUUGUUAUAAAAAAUGUAAAACAAUGUUUAACUGUGAAUACAGACAUAAGAAAGGAUGAAUUAAAUCAGCUUGUGUUUUUUUUAUUUUCGAUGUUUUAUAAUGCUAAUUUGAAG